This is a messenger RNA of Myotis lucifugus (little brown bat), 1833 nucleotides long. It is a transcript of the gene C1RL, whose product is annotated as complement C1r subcomponent like. Gene Ontology annotation, molecular function: serine-type endopeptidase activity. Bases 1 to 1476 code for a protein of 491 amino acids. The transcript has 6 exons. Gene Ontology annotation, cellular component: blood microparticle. The record is from RefSeq and is a predicted model, not a curated record. Gene Ontology annotation, biological process: zymogen activation. Lineage: Eukaryota; Metazoa; Chordata; Mammalia; Chiroptera; Vespertilionidae.
AUGGCCCAUUCCAGAUGCCUGGUCUCAGAGGUGGAGAAUUAUCUCUGGGGAAGCCCCAACUCCAUAAGCUGCGCACGCAUGAUGUGGUGGCUGCUUCUCUGGGGCGUCCUCCAGGCUUGCCCCACGCAGGGCUCUGUGCUCUUGGCCCAGCAGCUGCCCCAGCAGCUGACCUCCCCAGGGUACCCAGAGCCGUACCUCGAAGGCCAAGAGAGCACCACUGUCAUCCAGGCCCCGGAGGGCUUUGCUGUGAAGCUUAUCUUGCAGGACUUGGACCUGGAGCUGUCCCAGGACUGUGAGCCGGACUCUGUCACCAUCACAGCCAGUGCGAUGGAUCCAAGCCGGUUCUAUGGCCAAGUGGGCUCUCCGCUGGGCAGCCCCCCAGGUCAGAGGGAGUUUGUGUCCUCGGGGAACAGUUUGCGGCUGACUUUCCCUGCACCAGCCUCCUCUGCGGACAGGACAACGGGCCUCCACAAGGGCUUCCUGGUCCUCUACCAAGCCGUGAGUAUGAACCAUAGUCGGCCCAUCAGCCAGGUUAGUGGUGACUCUGAGGCCACACACACACCUGGGGACAACUCCUCCGACAUCCAGAACCACUGCCAGGAGCCCUAUUAUCAGGCGGUGCCAGCAGAGACACUCAUCUGCAGAGCCCAGAGCCCUGGGAAAGAGACGCUGGACAAGGAGGAGGCUCCUCGCUGUGUGCCUGUCUGUGGACAGCCAGUCACCCCCAUCGCCCAGAACCAGGAGGCCCAGGGUUCUUCCAAAGCUAAGCUGGGCAACUUCCCCUGGCAAGCCUUCACCAAUAUCUAUGGCCGUGGGGGCGGGGCCCUGCUGGGCGACAGAUGGAUCCUCACGGCCGCCCACACCAUCUAUCCCAAGGACAGCAUCUUUCUCGGGAAGAAGAGGAAUGUGGAGGUGUUCCUGGGCCACACAGGCAUAGAUGAGAUGAUGAAACUGGGGAACCACCCUGUGCGCCGUGUGGUUGUGCACCCAGACUACCGUCAGAACGAGUCCUACAACUUCAACGGGGACAUUGCCCUCCUGGAACUCCAGCACAGUGUCCCCCUGGGCCCCCACCUCCUCCCGGUCUGUCUGCCCGACAACGAGACCCUCUACCGCAGUGGCCUGAUGGGCUAUGUCAGUGGGUUUGGUGUGCAGAUGGGCUGGCUAACUACCGAGUUGAAAUACUCAAGGCUGCCUGUUGCCCCGAGGGAGGCCUGCGAGGCCUGGCUUCAAGAGAAACAGAGGACUGAGGUGUUUUCUGAUAACAUGUUCUGUGUCGGGGAUAAGACACGGCAGCAGAGUGUCUGCCAGGGGGACAGUGGUAGCGUCUAUGUAGUAUGGGAUGACCAUGCCCGUCACUGGGUGGCCACGGGCAUCGUAUCCUGGGGCAUUGGGUGUGGCAAAGGGUACGGCUUCUACACCAAAGUGCUCAAUUAUGUGGACUGGAUCAAGGAAGUGAUGGGUGGGAAGGGCUGACCCUGGGCGCGCUGAGCAAUGACACCAGCACUGUGGAGGCCCCAGAAGAAGAGGGUUGAAAGCGAAGACUGAGUCCUGUGGGUGGGGAGGGGGUGGGCAGGGAAUCCCUAUCCGAGUCCCUGAGAGAGAACUCCUCCUCUGCUCAAGGCUGAUCUCAUCCCAGAUAAGAAGGGUGUCCCCCAACCCCUCCUCACCCUCUACCUUCCUGUGAGUUUGCAUGAAGCCCAGGGAAGCCCUGUACAUCUCAGUGAGUUUCACUUUGAACUUCACUUUCUGCUGACACAGCCACCCGCUCAUCCCCCUGUUCAGUGAUGUAUGAGGGAAGUGGUCUUAAUUUCAUUGCAUCUUUGAAACAUU